Messenger RNA from Cuscuta epithymum, 5052 nucleotides. The record is from the annotation of a GenBank genome assembly. Lineage: Eukaryota; Viridiplantae; Streptophyta; Magnoliopsida; Solanales; Convolvulaceae.
ACAGUAGCUAGCUGAGACUAACUACGUCUACGCGUAUAUGACAGUUAACUGAGAUCGCGGGUUUCGUUUUGAACCAUGGAAGGAGAACAAUCUUUAAUGACCAAUGGGUUUCUUUUUGUAGCGGAGAAGGGUUCUGUUAUCCGAUCGCAACAUCUAACAAUGGAGCGGUUCUAGGGUUUCCUCAAACCCGCCUACUGUAUACACAUUUCAGUUAAGACAGCUUGAAAAAUGUCUCGACAAAUCACAUCUACAGCCUUCCACAAAUCCAAGACACUCGACAAUAAAUACAUGCUUGGAGAUGAGAUUGGGAAAGGAGCGUAUGGCAGAGUAUAUAAAGGUUUGGAUUUAGAGAAUGGGGACUUUGUUGCAAUCAAGCAAGUGUCUUUGGAAAAUAUUGUCCAAGAGGAUCUCAACAUUAUCAUGCAAGAGAUCGAUUUGCUCAAGAAUUUGAACCACAAGAACAUUGUCAAAUAUUUAGGAUCCCUAAAGACAAAGACUCAUCUUUUCAUAAUUCUUGAGUAUGUGGAGAACGGUUCACUUGCUAAUAUUAUCAAACCCAACAAGUUUGGACCAUUUCCAGAGUCUUUGGUUGCUCACUUCAUUGCUCAGGUACUGGAAGGGUUGGUUUAUCUACAUGAGCAAGGUGUGAUUCAUAGGGAUAUCAAAGGUGCAAAUAUAUUGACAACGAAAGAGGGUCUUGUGAAACUUGCAGAUUUUGGUGUUGCGACUAAGUUAACUGAAGCCGAUGCAAAUACACAUUCAGUUGUUGGAACACCAUAUUGGAUGGCCCCUGAGGUAAUUGAAUUGUCCGGAGUUUGUGCCGCAUCUGACAUCUGGAGUGUUGGCUGUACUGUUAUUGAGCUUCUUACAUGUGUACCUCCAUACUAUGAUCUCCAGCCCAUGCCUGCUCUCUUUCGGAUUGUCCAGGAUGAGCACCCGCCAAUUCCUGAUAGUCUUUCUCCUGCAAUUACUGAUUUUUUGCGUCAAUGCUUCCAAAAGGAUGCUAGGCAAAGGCCUGACGCGAAGACAUUACUUUCACAUCCUUGGUUGCAGAACUCAAGGCGUGCUUUGCAGUCCUCUCUGCGUCAUAGUGGAACACUAAGAAAUAUAGAUGAAGAUGAAUCAGUAGAUGUGGAGUUACUAAAUCACAGCUCGGCUGAGGCAGCUUCUGCUGAUAAUUCAAAGGGUCCUGGUUCAGUGUUGCCUUCUCUGCAGGCUGUUGAGGUUAGCAAGUUGGCUGAAACAGAAUUUUCUUGCAUAGAUCAUGUUGCGGCAGAAGUGGAUAACCUUGAAGAUGAUCUCAUGUCAGAUCAAGUUCCCACCCUAGCUAUUCAUGAUAAAUCUCUUGUAGAUAGCUGCUCUGUUAAUUUUGCCAGUAAUCACGAGGCAGUUUCUUUGAGUUCAUCAAAUUUUCACGAGUCAGAGUUAGGUGAGCAGAAAAAUGUGUUUCCAAAUGCAGUCCAAGAUCCCUCUGACUCUGGAAUAGAAAAUGGAGGAUCAAAAAAAGUUGAGGAAAGGUGGCAAGCUUUGCAGGUUGAUCAUGGAUCAUUUGGUUUCAGACCCAAUAACCAUGGUCAUAAUUCUCAAAAGGCAAUGAAGGUGUUGGUGAACUCUGGAGGCAAUGAACUUAGCAGAUUUAGUGACCCUCCAGCUGAUGCCUCGUUGGAUGAUUUAUUUCAUCCUCUGGAGAAAACUCUGGAGAAUCAGGCUGCUGAAGCACCUUCUUCUGCAUCAUCUUCAAAUAUAAAUCAAGGCAACCCAUUCCCUGACUCUGGGAAAAACAACCUGGCUACCAAAUUAAGGGCUACAAUUGCUCAAAAGAAAAUGGAGAACGAAUCAGGACAAGGAAAUGGUGGAGAUUUACUUCGUCUUGUGAUGGGUGUUGUAAAGGAAGAUGUAAUUGACAUCGAUGGUCUGGGUUUUGAUGAUAAAUUGCUUGCAGAAAAUUUGUUUCACCUUCAGGCUGUGGAAUUUACCAAGUUAGUCUCGUCUUUAAGACCAGAUGAGCCAGACGACGUGAUUGUGUCUGCAUGUCGGAAGUUGAUGGUUUUCUUUCAUCAGCGGCCUGAGCAGAUAGUUGUUUUUGUUACUCAGCAUGGCUUGCUUCCUCUGAUGGAACUACUGGAAGUUCCCAGAAUUCGUGUCAUAUGUUCAGUAUUGCAAGUAUUAAACCUGAUAAUCAAAGACAACACAGAUUUCCAAGAAAAUGCUUGUCUUGUGGGACUUGUUCCUGUUGUGAUGAGCUUUGCUGCACCUGACCGUCCACGAGAAAUUCGCAUGGAAGCAGCAUAUUUUUUUCAACAACUUUGCCAAUCGAGUUCCUUGACACUGCAAAUGUUCAUUUCGAAUCGGGGCAUACCUGUUCUUGUUGGCUUUCUGGAAGCUGACUAUGCAAAAUAUAGGGAAAUGGUGCAUAUGGCUAUUGAUGGCAUGUGGCAGGUGUUUAAGCUUCAACACUCCACACCAAGAAAUGAUUUUUGCCGUAUAGCUGCAAAGAAUGGAAUACUGCUCAGGCUUAUAAACACACUUUACAGCUUGAAUGAGGCAACCCGUCUAGCUUUAGCAUCUGGAGGUGGGGUUUCAGCAGAUGGUGUAAUUGCACAGCCACGUUCUGGCCCUCUAGAUCCUAGUAAUUCCUCUUUUAUGCAGAAUGAGACAUCAACUUAUGGAGCUGAUCAUCCAGAUUUACUUAAACUUAAGCAAGGAGAGCACGUUUUACCUGCCAGUGCGCAAGAACCUUCACGUACAUCAUCCUCACAGUCGCCAGAUUCGAGAUUCUUUCCUGUAGAAGGUGAUAUGAUUUCAACAGUAGAAGCCUCAGUUUCCUCAAAAUUGCCUGAUGUAGCAUCCAAGGAUCCUGCAUCAAGAGAUCGAGAAAGUGCAGAUCGAUUUAAAAAUGAUGUUUCUCGGGCUGAGGUUGAACUUAGGCAGCAAAGAUCUUCCACUACAAAUAGAACAUCCACGGACAGGCCUCCAAAAUUUUCAGAAGGGGCAUCAAAUGGAGUUUCAGUUGCAACUGCUACCCAGCAAGAGAAUGUUCGACCCCUUCUUAGUUUGUUGGAGAAGGAACCCCCAUCGCGCAACUAUUCUGGUCAGCUUGAGUAUGUUCGCCAUCUCACAGGCAUGGAGAAACAUGAUAGUAUACUCCCUCUACUCCAUACAUCUUCUAAUGAUAAGAAAACAAAUGGCUUGGAUUUCUUGAUGGCGGAGUUUGCAGAGGUUUCUUUGCGUGCUAGAGAAAAUGCUAACAUAGAGACUUUACCCAAAAGUACACAAAAAGCCACAAAUAAGAAGGUAGGUCCGGUGGCUUCCACAGAGGGAGCUGCUUCCACUUCUGGAAUUGCAUCUCAAACUGCAUCAAGUGUGUUAUCUGGUUCAGGAGUUCUAAAUGCUAGACCAGGGAGUGCAACAUCUUCUGGAUUACUUUCACAUAUGGUGUCACCUUGGAAUGCUGACAUUGCUAGGGAAUACUUAGAGAAGGUAGCCGAGCUUCUACUUGAAUUCUCUGCAGCAGAUGCAACAGUGAAAUCCUACAUGUGCAGUCAAAGCUUGCUUAGCCGUCUUUUUCAGAUGUUUAAUAAGACAGAGCCUCCUAUUCUUUUGAAGUUGUUGAAGUGUAUUAAUCACCUUUCAACAGACCCACACUGCUUAGAACAUCUCCAGCGAGCAGAUGCAAUCAAAUAUCUGAUUCCCAAUCUUGACCUCAAAGAGGGACCCCUUAUUUCCCAAAUCCAUCAUGAGGUUCUCAAUGCAUUAUUCAACCUCUGCAAGAUCAAUAAGAGGAGACAAGAACAGGCAGCAGAGAAUGGAAUUAUCCCACAUCUGAUGCAUUUUAUAAUGUCUGGAUCUCCAUUGAGACAAUAUGCUUUGCCUCUUUUAUGCGAUAUGGCCCAUGCCUCACGCAAUUCUAGAGAACAGUUAAGGGCACAUGGUGGAUUGGAUGUGUACCUGAGCCUUCUUGAAGAUGAGCUUUGGUCUGUAACUGCAUUAGAUUCUAUUGCUGUCUGUUUGGCACACGAUAAUGACAGCAGGAAGCUGGAACAAGCAUUGCUUAAAAAGGAUGCGAUACAAAAAUUGGUCAAGUUCUUCCAGUGCUGUCCAGAACAGCAUUUUCUGCAUAUAUUGGAGCCUUUCUUGAAGAUUAUCACGAAAUCAUCUAGAAUAAACACCACACUGGCAGUCAAUGGUCUGACGCCACUGUUGAUUUCUAGACUUGAUCAUCAGGAUGCUAUAGCUCGUCUUAAUCUGCUAAAGCUAAUAAAGGCUGUAUAUGAGCAUCAUCCACGUCCUAAGCAGCUAAUAGUGGAGAAUGAUCUUCCUCAAAAGCUUCAAAAUCUCAUCGAGGAGCGCAGAGACGGACAAAGUUCAGGUGGCCAGGUUUUGGUGAAGCAAAUGGCUACUUCUCUUCUUAAAGCUCUCCACAUUAACACGGUUUUGUGAACAUAAAUAAAUAAUCAAAUAUUGAUUAAGCAAAACAGUUUUUCUGAUUUUCUUGCAGCUGUAUAGUUUGGUGCUUCUUCACUCCACUUUGUAAUUAUCACUAUUUUUCAUCAAUUUAUAAAUGUUGUGGUCAGACCUUUUUGUAACGUGCUGCCCUAAUCUUAUCGCAACUUGGAAGACUUUUUUAACGUGGCUUUAUUGAAGUUCAUUAUAACGUCAAGCACACUGGCCUUGAGUAAUGUUAAGUGGUUUAGUUUGAACAUUCAUUGAAAGCUGCAUCUUAGUGUGAAGCUGAGUUUGCCACUUAGACUUUUAGGGCGUUGCCUAAAGAGAAGACGCUGAGAUACUGUCAUGGAUGGUCAGAAGAGCUUCUCCGUAUUUUUUAUACAACGGAAUGAAUAGAGUUUCUUUAGAGUUUCAUGCGACAGUAGAAUAUGGUUCAAUGAUUGAGGUAAUAUUAGUGUAUGACUUAAAAUGAGUGAUGAUUGAAUCACCUAAAUUUGUCGAUGUUGUCGUUUGUUGCAUCUCUUGAAUAAUCUUUACGAUUGUUUACAGAAUGAAUUGAAGUAUUUAUAUUGGAGAAGAAAUGCUAUUUCCCUGACGUUUAAGCCU